AUGGCAGUCUGUCACGUCACGUCCAGCAGGCGCACCACCAGCGACGGUCCAUUUGAGGCGCCGUCGACUACAUCCGUCCCGCCGUUUCUAUUUCCCCGCCUCUCUGCUUCCCUGCCUCCCUGCCGCUCCCUUGCGCCUCGAAGCCAACCCAGCCAUCUGAGGUGUCUCUCACACCCGGCCUCUUUGGAAGCGCAAUCACAGCGUGCCGAUCUCCUGCGCAGACCUCCCCAUCCCCUCGCGCGCCUCUUCUCCCGCCCAUCCCCCUCACCAUCGUCCACCUGGCUGCCCCCCUGGCAGCACAGGGAGCACGCGCAGGGCAGGGUGCUUCUGGGGGAGACGGGGCAUGUGCUGACGGCAGCUCUCAUGCACCAUACUGCUGUGCAUGGGUGUGAUGGUGAUCACGCUGCAUACCACAUGCGCCAGCGCCACCGGGACAAGCACCGCAUCCUCACGGCCUUUGCCCCGCCGCCGCCCUCAAGAGCUGGUGCCCGCAGACUGCAAGAGUCGCCUGCAACAGCAGCAACAGGUGCUGCCAGCGGCGUUGCAGCGUUUGACCUGGGAGGCCGAACCAUUCCAUAUGGGCUGUACUAUUUGAACGUGUCACUCUCAUCGCCUGCGCGUUCCUUCUCUGUCGUCUUUGACACGGGCAGUGACAUGCUGUGGGUGCCCUGUGACUGCAUCCAGUGUGCCACCGACUCCUCCCUCGUUCCCCUGAGCGCCCCCUACCGCCCAGAGAACUCGAUCACAGCACAGCCCGUCAGCUGCAGCAGCCCUCUCUGCCCCACCGGCCGCCCCAACAUCGGCUGCGGCGUUGCCCCCAACCUCACGCGCACUCCCAGCACCGUCUCUCGCUCUGCUCAGCAGCCCGCCACUCCCACAAGCAGCUCAGCCUCUAAUCAGCCUUUUGCUCCCAUUGGGGUGGUUCCAGAGCCUCUACCGCUCUCAACCUCCUCCAAUGCCUCUGAUUCUCUGUCGGACUCCCUGCCCCAGCCUGCUGCUGCUGAUUGGCCCUCCCCAAGUGACACGUGUCAGUAUGUGAUUCGCUAUGGGGAUGGCAGCAGCACGGAGGGGACUCUGGUGACUGAUGUGAUUAACCUGAGUGUGACACAAGCAGGGGCUGGUGCAGUCGCAGCUGCCACAUCAGCGUCGUCUGUGCCAGGUGGCAGCCAGUCAUUGGCGGAGGGGUCGUCAGGAAGUGGGAGCAGCGUUGUGAGCCCACGGGUGCUGUUUGGCUGCUCGUCACUCCAAACAGGCACGCUCAUCAGCAGCCCCUUCUCAGUGGAUGGCCUCAUGGGCUUUGGCUCCGGCCCUCGCUCCGUCAUCCGCCAACUCUCCUUCUCGCCCUCAGCAGCAAUAGCAGCAGCACCAGAGGCAGCAGGCACGGGAGCAGGAGCAGGUGCAGGGCAGCAGGAAGCGGUGAUGCCGUUUGCCUUCUCCUUCUGCCUGGACGGGGGGGACACGGGGGGAGGCCACCUGGCCAUUGGGCGGUCGGAGCAACCCGCAGACAUGCAGACAGCAGCGCUGUGGCACGUUGAUGGACUCCCAUACCACUACAUCAACAUCACUGGCAUGAGCAUCGGAGGCCGCCAGGUGACGGGCGCUGAUUCGCUGUCAGCAGUUGACGCGGCCAGCCUGGCAGGCGGCGUCAUCAUUGACAGCGGCACCACCUUCACUGCGCUGCCUCCCGCUGUCUACACCUCGCUAAAAGAUGCGGUGUUCUCCGACCCGCUUCUUUCUGCCUUCGCCGAUCCCACCCUCGGGGAUUGCACCCUCUUUCCCAGCAACUCCACCCUCUUUGAUUCAGUCUUUCCAAGCCUCUUAAUCAGCUUCGGCAACACGACUUGGGCUGUUCCACCCACCAACUACCUCUUCCUUGGCGGCUACAUGGAGCGCACCGGCAUGGCACUGUUGUGCCUUGCGGCUCUCCCCAUCUCCUCCUCGCGUGUGUCCGCCAUCAUUGGAGAGUCGUGGCUGCAGAACUUUUACAUCCUCAUGGACGAGGAGAGAGGGCUGUUCGGCUGGCAUCCCCUCAACUGCUCUACCGGCCAGGAGCUUUUCCGAACAUCACUUCCGCAAGAGGGUAAACCUGCACCUGCCACACCCAACACCACAGCACCCAGCCGUGGCCAUGGGCCAGAGAGUGUGCGCCCAUCGACUCCGAGUCAAGGCUCACAAGGCGAACCACUGUCGACACCAGAGGCAAAGGCCGCGCCUGACCCUCCGCUUUCCUCCACAUCCGUCAACCCGCCCGCGCGUCUCGUUCCUUCCUCCCUCCUUUCACUUCCUCAUAACCCUCGGCUCCGCCUGCUCUUCCGCUUCCCCGCACGUCCGUCAACCCGUCCGCGCGCCUGCUGUCCCGCGCAGGUGGUGACUGGCGAGGUUGAAGGCACAGGAAACAGGGAUUAA
This is a messenger RNA of Closterium sp. Naga37s-1, 2406 nucleotides long. The record is from the annotation of a GenBank genome assembly. Lineage: Eukaryota; Viridiplantae; Streptophyta; Zygnematophyceae; Desmidiales; Closteriaceae.